Lampris incognitus (smalleye Pacific opah) is the source of this 1786-nucleotide messenger RNA. It is a transcript of the gene mettl14, whose product is annotated as methyltransferase 14, N6-adenosine-methyltransferase subunit. Gene Ontology annotation, cellular component: nucleus; RNA N6-methyladenosine methyltransferase complex. The record is from RefSeq and is a predicted model, not a curated record. The transcript is spliced from 11 exons. Gene Ontology annotation, molecular function: mRNA binding. NCBI's taxonomy places the organism in Eukaryota, Metazoa, Chordata, Actinopteri, Lampriformes, Lampridae. Bases 235 to 1605 code for a protein of 456 amino acids.
UGUGCGUCUACCCUCAAAGCAGCUGGAGAAGCUAAACGGCGCCCCCAGUGUCUGCAAAGGACCGCACGGAACAAACGCGUCGCCUUGUGAUGACGCCAUCCAAAUGCGCGGGGCUCAAUCACGGUUACUACCGGCCCAUACCUUUUGUUUUUGAACGUCACUUUAACCGGAAUUUUUGAAUUUAACAGCGCAAAAUUACUGCAGAAAUCCACUAGAGAUCAAUACGAGUUAAGAAUGAACAGUCGACUGCAAGAGAUCCGUGAACGGCAGAAGCUCAGACGGCAGCUCUUGGCACAACAGUUGGGAGCAGAAAGCGCAGACAGUAUCGGCGCCGUACUAAACAGCAAGGAUGAGUUGAAGGAAAUAGAGGAGAAUCGAGAAAUCUGCAGGGCUUCGUUUGACCCUUCAAUUUCUUCGUCCAAACGGAAGGCUCAGACGGAAGGAGAGGAUCUGGAGGAAGAUGUGGAAGAACAAAAGGAUGAAGUAGAGGUGCAGCAGCCUGAGGAAAGCAAUCCAUAUGAAGAGGUGUACAAGGACUCAAGUACUUUCCUCAAGGGCACCCAGAGUCUGAACCCCCACAAUGACUAUUGCCAGCACUUUGUGGAUACAGGACACAGACCACAAAACUUCAUCAGGGAUGUUGGUCUAGCUGACAGAUUUGAGGAAUAUCCAAAGCUGAGAGAGCUUAUCAGGCUUAAGGAUGAACUCAUCUCCACCACCAACACCCCUCCCAUGUACCUCCAGGCUGACCCAAUGCACUUUGACUUACGGGAUUUAAAGUGCAAGUUUGAUGUGAUUCUGCUUGAGCCUCCUCUCGAAGAGUACUACAGGGAAUCAGGCAUUAGCCAUACUGAACGCUUCUGGACCUGGGAUGAUAUCAUGAAGCUGGAGAUUGAGGAGAUAUCAGCUCUGCGUUCCUUUGUCUUUCUCUGGUGUGGUUCUGGUGAAGGCCUGGACCUUGGCAGGAUGUGUUUGAGGAAGUGGGGUUUCAGAAGGUGUGAGGAUAUAUGUUGGAUCAAGACCAACAAGAAUAACCCAGGCAAGACUAAGGCCUUGGACCCUAAAGCAGUAUUCCAAAGGACCAAGGAGCACUGUCUGAUGGGAAUCAAAGGGACAGUCCGUAGGAGUACCGAUGGGGAUUUCAUACAUGCCAACGUGGACAUUGACCUAAUUAUAACAGAGGAGCCAGAGAUAGGAAAUGUAGAGAAGCCAGUGGAGAUCUUCCAUAUCAUCGAACACUUCUGUUUGGGCCGGAGGAGGCUGCACCUGUUUGGACGAGACUCCACCAUCAGACCAGGCUGGCUUACUGUCGGGCCCACUCUGACUAACAGUAACUUCAACUCGGAGGCGUACGCUUCCCAUUUCGCCAUCCCCAAUUCCCACCUCUCCGGUUGCACAGAGGAAAUUGAGAGGCUGAGACCCAAAUCUCCCCCAGCCAAGCUGAAGUCCGAUCGUGGUGGUGGAGCAUCUAGAGGCGGACGUGGUGGGCCAAAUGCAGGAAGAGGGGGAGACAGAGGCAGGGAAAGGAACAGACCAAAUUUUCGUGGGGAGAGAGGAGGGUUCAGGGGAAGAGGAGUGCCGCACAGGGGGUUUCCACCUCGAUAGAGCACAGAACUCAUAAACACCAUAAACUGAUAAAAAAAUUUAAGAAAAAAAAAAUCUUAAUUUUUUUACUAUUUUUUUCCACACAGAUGUUGAUACUUGCCAUGUGACUUGGAGUAAGUAGAUGUGAUUAAAAUCUGUUCAUUUUGGCUGUUGUAUGUAUGUGGCAUACUCAAAUGGGGAC